GGUUACAAAGCAACCAAGAUGGCGGACGCGUUAAGGCUGCAAAUGAAUAUUCGACAAAAUGCAGAAGAACUGCAAGACAUUUUGCAAGAUUUAAACAAGUGGGAGGACGAAAUGAAGACCAAGGAUAAUGAACUCCUCAACUCAAAGACAGUUCACAAACAGGUUUGGGUUUAACUUGCUGACUUCACAUUUUUCUGUUUUUUCAACUGACUCAGAAAUUCUAUGCAUCGAAUUUUAAGCUUAAAUUAUUUAAGCUUAAAGUUCGUUGUAUAGAAGCAGCUUAUCGCUAGAUCUUUCCCUAGAGUUCAUCCUCUUAAUUUCGAGCUCCGUGGUUUCGGAAUCGGUAAGUUUUUUGGAAGCUUACAUGUACAUGAACAGAUUUGAGGUGCCAGUAUUCUUUGGGACGUUCGAUUUUUUAUCCGCAUCUCCCCUCUAAGGAUGACUGGAAUCCGAACCGGCAACCCUCCAGAUUAUUGCCGGCACCCUUUGAAAAAUGAAAUUCGAAGGGUUUAUUUUUUGUCAGCACCUUUGAAAAAUUUGUCCGAAGGGUCCAUAUUUUGUGGGCUUCUUUGAAGAAAAAAUUCAAACCUCCUUAUUCCAAAACCCGCCAUCUUAAGGGGGGUGCGGAUAAAAAGUAGAACAUCCAUACCGUACCAUGCAUCGUGUGUUAAAGAUGUUAAUGGUUGUAAAAUACAAGCUCCACAUGUAAUUACACUUGGCAGUUUUUAAUGUCCUCGGAGGUCAAAAUGGUGUUACUAGUAUUUAUUAGGAUUUGUGGAAUCGUUUCGAACUGUUUAAGGAGGUGUCCGUUGUUCAGGGUUGUUUGUUGAGAGCAAGAUUGUAUGAUAAUUAUUUACAAAGUACCACUCAAAUGACAUGCCUCGACCUGGUCCUUGAAACAAAUUAAAUUUUCUGCUUCAGAGCCUUCCUCCCAUCAGGAAUCAAUCUAACAGGAAGAAGAAGAAGAAGAAGGAGCAGCCAUCAGCUUCUAAUAAGGAUAAUGUGUCAAAGGGGGAAGCACGAAUAAGUUCAUAUGACUACAGAUCAUGGGAUAAGUUUGAUGUGGUAAGUUUCUGGUGUCUGAUGCACAGUACAAUUACGUUGUAUAAUUCUAGAAUCAUAUGAGAAUUUAUUAUUCAUAUCCUCAAAGGCAGAUUGGUCUUUAGGCCUGCCCAGUGUCACUACUGAUACUUUUUGCAUUUCACCUUAGACCUUUUCGGCUAACUCAUUGUUGUGCCCAAUUCAAAUCUCCUGAGGUUAAGAUUCUUUGUGUAUUGUAUUUGCAUCAUAGUGUGGCAUUCACAUUUAAUUGAUAUGGAAAUUCCUGAAACAAAACAUUUUAUUCCCAAAAGGUUUGAAUUGGGUACAACAUUGCCUUAGUCGAAUAGGUCUAUUAUAUCUGCAUGCCUGAUGUUCUUUGUUAAAACGUUAUUUCUUUAAUUAAUUUUUCAGGAUAAGGUUUUAAAGGAAAUGGAUGAACAGGAGGAGAUGAAGACAUUUCCAAGCUCUGAGGAGGAAAGUGAUGAGGCAGAUGAUGACAUUGAAAAUGAGAGACGCUUGCAAAAGGCACUUUUUGAAAAGGACAAGGUUUGUAUUGUUUCAGUUAAUUAUUGACUAAACUUACAAGUUGAUGAAAAUAGUGUCUUUCACUGUGACUUAAAAGCCAUGUUUUUGCUUUGUUUUUAACAUUGUCCUUUUAUUCUAGACCCAAAAAUUGUGUGAUAGCAGACAGCAGAAUUAUCAGAAGAGCUUUUCUCUUUCAUAAUACUGUAUUUAUUCAAUUAGGCACCCUGGGCACUUUUUUGAGGCUGGGUGCUUAUUAAAUUUUGAUUAUUCUAAGCAACUAGUAAGUUAAUUUUCCAACAAAGCAGUGAAUAAUAACAAAGCAUGAAGAUGUUCCAGGGAAGAAUUUUAACUGUUCAUUGAAUUGUCUUAAAAAAUAUAUAUAUCCAUACAACUCGGUCUCCUGGGAAAUCUCUUAGUAACACUGUACCUAGUCAAUUUCUAUCUCAGUCCUAGUCAGUAAGAUCAUUAAGCGAACUCUCUGGUGUUGCCUAGUACGUAGAUGUCUCUCAUCGUAAUGUCUGCAAAUGGGUGAAAUAAAUAACAACCAACUCUUCUUGUCCACUUCAGUUUUUUUGUUGUUGAUGUUGUCGUUGUGAGGAGGAGGGUUGUGGGUGGGUGUGGGCACUUAUUCUAGGCUGGGCAGUUGUUAAAUUUUCCUGUCAACAGGAUGGGUACUUAAUCGAGGUGUGCACUUAUUUGAGGUUGGGUGCUUAAUCAAAUAAAUACGGUAUCCAGUUUUUGAAAAUGGUAACCACCCUUAAAUCUCUCUAAGACAGACAUCUUUGGGAGGGGUGCUAAGUGUCCGUCUUAGAGAGAUGUCCAUCUUAUAGAGUCUGAGUAAUAAAGUUAGUGAAGAAAGGCAGGGACCAACUCUAGUUGUCCAUUUUACUUAGGGGUCCAUCUUACACAAUGUAUAGAGGUGUCUGUUAAGAGAGUUGGCUGUAAAUGUUUCAUCAUUUUCUGUAGGGAAAUGCUCUUUUCAAAGACGGCAAGUAUGAAGAGGCUAUUCACUGCUACACCACAGGCAUUCAACUUGACCCAAGUAAUGCUGUACUGCCUGCCAACAGAGCCAUGUGUCUGCUGAAAUUACAGAGGUUUGUUGUGAUUUUCCUGUAUUUUUUGCUCCUAUCAAGGAGCAUCAUUGAGCCCAAGAGACUGGUUUCUUAGCUUAUUUCAUUAGAGUGCUGGUACAUCUAAUCCACAGGUCGUGAGUUCAACUGUCGCUGGGGUAAAAAACAUUUCUCUUAUUCCUGGGACGUUUAUCAUUGAAACAAACCACGCGAGCGGAAAUCUUGUGCAUAAUCAUAAAACUACAAAAUUUGAUGUGGUGGAAGAACAACCAGCUACAAAGUUUAUCCAAAUCAGCUGAACAUACUAUAAAAGACUAGGAAAACUGCAUUGCCCCAAACCAAAGCCCAUCCAAAGCUUCCGAAAUGGACUGGCAAAAAUUGCACUGGUUUUCCCAUGUAAAUGUUAAGAACCCCGGUCUAUCUCACUUCCCUUCCUAGAGCUUGCACUCCCAGCACUCCCAUUAUUACACAAUAUACAUUCAAUUUUCUGCACUUACUGUAGAUAUGGAGCAGCAGAAGCUGAUUGCACACAAGCCUUGUCUCUGGACAGUUCCUACACUAAAGCUUACUUGAGAAGGGGUGCAGCCCGCUUUCAGAUGGGGCGAGUUCAACAGGCCGAGGCUGACUACAAAGAGGUGCUUAAACUGGAGCCAAGUAAUAAACAGGCCCAGUUGGAGCUGAAGAGCAUAAAGAAGGUAAGCAUCUAACAUGCACCCAAAGUACAUGAAAAGCCGAAACACUAUGGUGCAGUUACCCCUUGUAAGUGACUAUCUUCUAAACUUUUAGCUACACAGGCUAACCUAUCAAAAACAACAAAAUGUUCCCAGUAAUAGAUCAUAGCUGGAACCUCUCGUAAGCGACCUCCUGUUGUAAGCAACGGCAUCCACUUUUUGAUGUCACAGUUUUAAAAUUUUCCGUUGUCUUGAACGCCCUUGUACCCCCUUAAAUAGCAACGUUUAUAUAAUAAUGUAUGUAUGUAUGUAUGUACAUGUAUGUUAGCUACCAAUAGACACCAGGUCGGGACUUCUCUCUACAUUUCCGAUACAUGUACAUGUGCAUGUUUGCUGCAUGUGCGACAUAACUUGGAGCAUUUGAAGGAUCAUUCCCAGAUCAAAGUUCUUAGAAACUGUAUGCACUGAAUUCUGUCCAGAAUAGUAAAGUGCUUGGAACUCUUCUCAGUAGAGAACUCUGUGGUUCGAUUCUCCUAGUUGAUUUUUCUCGUUACAUUUUCGAUGCUCUAUAAAACAGAGGGGUCUUACUAAACUAAACGUGAUCUUAUGAGGAGAAAUUCAAGUGUUUAUUUGUUUGGGUUUAGUUGCUGGAGGACAAGAAGAGGGAAAAGAAAAGUGAAAAGCAAGCAAGUGAAAAUUGCGCAAACAAAACACCAGUCAAGUCUAAAGUAAGCCUGUUUUCUUGAUGUUCUUUUUAGAAUGGAUAAUAAUUUAUUACACAACUUUAAGUUGGAAGUUGACGUUGACGCUUAAUGAGUGUUUUAAAAUCCUGUAAAAAAUAGUUGAGUCUUAAACACCUGUACAUGUCGCUCUUCAAGUUGUUAGUCAAAAUCUUAAUGGUGUUCCCAAAAGCCUAAGUAUUGAUGGACAAAUGAACAGACUGCUAACUUUACUUAAAAUUCGUGUUUUACUACUUUCACCUCGUGUCUUAAACGUACUACCGUAACUGCCGCUUAUAUUUCAAGCCUCUGUUUCAAAGCGAGGCUAAUGCGAAGCCAUUGAUACGAAAGUGAUUUUCUUUUAUUCUCAUGCAAAUAAAAAUGACUUAUUCGUUCCAAAUCAGUCCCACAAUGCAGUUCAAGGCAACACCACCCCUGUCUAACACAUGUACACACAGACCGUGUUUUGUGGAUUUGGCUUGAUAGUUUGAUUUUUUGUAUCCUAGAAACCUUUGAAGAGAAUUGUCAUCGAAGAAAUUGGCACAGAGAGCGAAAGUGAGGAUGACUCGUCUGACAUUUCUACUAAAGCACAAGCGACAGCGUCCUUGUCUACCGAAGAAACGAGAUCAAACACUCAGCAAGCACUGUUGGCGAGACCUGACGAAAGGACCAAAAACUUAACCUUAGAAUCAACGGACGUUCCCCUCAAAACAGCGCCAUCUUCGCUAUCAUCGACUUUAUCAUCGUCAUCAUCAGCUUCACCUUCAUCAUCUGAGCCCCAGUCCCCCUCAUCAACCUCCCGAUCCAAGUCCGCUGACAAGACAUUUGCCGUGCCAAAGUCAUCGGGACAGUUUCAAGCAGAUUGGAGAGCACUUCAAAAACAACCGGACAGGCUUUUUGCUUACUUUAAGGUUGGCUUAUUUUAAAACCAUUUUAAACGCUACAUUUCAUAUGUUAACAUUGUUUAGCGUGGAUGACACGUGAACUGAAAGUGAUGUACAUGUGGCCCUUUAAGUGGCCCCAGCUAAAAGACCUUUUUACCGAUACGGCGGGCAAUAUGUAUCGGUAAAAAGGUGUAUUUAAAACACCUUCCACGUCGAAUUAGAAUAUGAAAUGUUGUUUUUAAGGAGAAGGAAGAACCGGAGAACCUGGAGAAAAAAAAAAAACCCUUGGAGGGACGGAGAGACCUAACAACAGUGACGUCGAGAGUUGGACUCGGACCCAGGCCACAUUGGUUGGAUGGGGUACGGGAUUGCCCUCAUCCCUUACCAAGCUUGCCCCCCUGGCGCUCUCCCUUAACAAUAAUCUUUAUUCCUCGUCAAUGAAUUUUUUAACCUAGAGGGGUCGCGGGGAGGGCGAUUACUUGAGGGAGGCAAUUAUUUUAAACAUUUCCGUCAAAGGCGGGCGGUUAUUCAAGGGAAGCGAUUAAUCGAGGGACGGCUAUUAUUCGAGGAAAUACGGUAAACAUGUCUUCCAUAAUUAUAGUGAAAUGUCUUUAUAACGUCUACAUUAUCUUUUUCGUAGAAUAUUAAACCGAAGUUGUAUCCCAAACUGUUUCAACAAUCAAUUGAGCCUGAUAUGUUGGUGAAAAUAAUCUAUCUUCUAUGGGACUUCUAUUUGAUGUGAGUAGUUUAGUUUAAUUUGCAAUCGUUUACGUGAUCUGUAGGGUGAUGGCAAAAAAAAUGACCCACAAGGUCAAUUUAAAGCGUCCAUUGACCCGAGAAGUAUUGUGUGCUGAGGAACAGUUUCCUAUGCAUGAAAACGCACUAUAUCAAACAUCUAACCAAUCAAUAUUUGAUGCGUGGACUAGAUGUUAGAGAUAUUUUGGGUACUUUUAUUUCUAUUUUUGUCUAUUUAACAAGUAGUAUUCAAAGAUCGUAUCGCUGUUUUGCAUAACAAUAGUAAAUAAUUUCCUGAUCAGGCUUUGUUCUACGAAAUGUAUGCAAAAGAUAGAGAUUAAUCAGAUUUGGAACCGACAAAUCGAUUUCUGUCGCUUUGGAACACACACAGACUGCCCACGAAAUCACAGAAUACCCAACGACUGGAUUAAGGAGCGUCACCUUUGUCGGGGCAAUAAAAUUACUGUAUUGCUCUUAAUUUAUUCAUUUUUGGUUUCAUUUUGCAGGAAUGGUCUACCUGUGUAUGAGGAGCUCAAGAACCUGGCUGAAGUGAAACGGUUUGGAAUGGCCACCAUGUUCUUUUCAGACAAGGACAAGAAAGGUAAAAGUAAUCAUAAAACGUUGAAAUAAGAAAAAUUCUCAGGUGACACCUACGCACUGUUCUUGCUGGUCAGAAGUGUUGUAUUGGGACGGCUUCACAUGGUAUUAAUAAAACUUGUUACUUUCCCUUCCCCCCAAACAAUGACACAAUAUUGCUAGGAAAUGGGGGGAAUAUCAUGGUGUUAGUAUAGGUAACAGCAUGAUUAGUAGUGAUAUUUGGCAUAAAUACCACGAGUGAUAUUUCAAAAUUGUUAUAGGUAAUUUCACGAGCCGUUGCGCGAGUGAAAAAGGAGGAAAAAGGAGUCCAAAUGGCACGCAAGACAUGCGCGCGUCUUUUUGUGUUAACGCAUCUAAUGAAACGCUUAAGAAAACCGCUUUUACGUGAACCGUGAAAUAAGAUUAUAUCUCAACACACCCGCAUUCAAAUAUUCGUUUGUUGAGAUUUUAAUAUCAAUUGAAUUUUGUCCCAACUGCUUAUCCGAUUUGACUGGUCUCAACUAAGCGUCACUUCCGCCAGUAGCCAAUCAGCGAUCAGUAUUUUGGUCACGUGACAAAAAUGGACCAAUCAGCGUUGCAUUCUGAUUUAUUGGGACAACGGAUUUGUGACGUCAUCAGCUCAACUGGAAAGCUGAUUAGCCCAUUAAUUUUUUGUCAUGUAACGAAAAUACUGAUCGCUGAUUGGCUACUGUCGGAAGUGACCAUUAUUACUACUGGGAUCGUUCUUGAUACACAGCGGCGUUUCUCAAGCUAAUCCCUGCUUUAUCUAUAUAGAGUGUAGUCAUAAACACCAGGUUGUUGCGUUGCAGUUAUCAGUGACCUUAUAAACAGCGUACGACAAACCAAGGAGCUGUUUCAGCUGUCCGAGGACGAUAUCCUUGACUUGGCUAAGAAAUAUGGGAUAUCUUAACCACUACGGUUUUCUACAAUCAGUUUUUAGAUGCUAUUUAUUUAUUAAAUGUGGUCAGCUAUUUGAGCUGGUGGACGUUACACAAGAUAGUGCUACUUUUUUGUCUUUGCCAUUUCAAGGACGGACUGGUUGUAGUGGUACUUAACUUCCGCCUUUGUGAGGAAGUAAGGUAAAGGUCGGGAAAAGAAAUUACAAUACGUUGUAGUGGAUGUUACCGUAUUUAAAUAUAGGAUCAGGUGAUACGUGUGGGUGAUUUCAGCCUUGAUGGGCGCAGGCUCUAUCAGUUAGAAGGCAUAAAAACGAACAAAACAGUUUAGGGCACGGUACACUGC
Molecule: messenger RNA, 7484 nt
Organism: Porites lobata
Lineage: Eukaryota; Metazoa; Cnidaria; Anthozoa; Scleractinia; Poritidae
Source: the annotation of a GenBank genome assembly